AUGGCUACUGAUUCAGGAGAGUCAGGUAGCACAGAAGAUUCUGAGAAACCUGAUGGAAUUUCAUUGGAAAACACAGUUCCUCAGGUUGCUGCAGCUUGCACAGUGGAAGCUAGGCUAAAGGAAAAAAAUAGCGUUUUCUUUGCUUCUGGGGAAGCUGUAGAAAGGAAGAGAUUUUUCCGAAAGAGUGUUGAGAUGACUGAUGAUGACAAAGUUGAUGCAUUUUCCUCCAAAGGUGAGCGAAUAAAGACUGCAACCAAUAUUCCAAGAGUAGAUAAACUUCCAACAAAUGUGCUAAGAGGUGGACAAGAAGUUCAAUAUGGACAGUGUUCAAAGACAACUUUGGAAUCCUCAAAAGAUUGUUUCAGGGAGAAAAAUGAAAAAGAAAUGGAAGAAGAAGCAGAAAUGAAGGCUGUAGCUACUUCUCCUAGUGGUAGAUUCCUGAAGUUUGACAUAGAGCUGGGAAGAGGAGCAUUUAAAACAGUAUACAAAGGACUGGACACAGAAACCUGGGUUGAAGUUGCUUGGUGUGAGCUGCAGGACCGGAAGUUAACCAAAGCUGAGCAGCAAAGGUUCAAAGAAGAAGCAGAGAUGUUAAAGGGUCUCCAGCAUCCCAAUAUAGUUAGAUUUUACGAUUCUUGGGAGUCUAUAUUAAAAGGAAAGAAAUGUAUUGUAUUAGUGACUGAACUAAUGACAUCAGGAACCUUAAAAACGUACUUAAAACGAUUUAAAAUCAUGAAACCAAAGGUCUUAAGGAGCUGGUGCAGACAAAUUUUAAAGGGGUUGCAAUUUUUGCAUACUAGAACUCCUCCUAUUAUUCACCGAGAUCUGAAGUGUGACAAUAUUUUCAUCACGGGACCCACUGGAUCUGUGAAGAUUGGUGAUCUAGGACUAGCCACCUUAAUGCGUACAUCAUUUGCUAAGAGUGUUAUUGGUACGCCUGAGUUUAUGGCCCCAGAGAUGUAUGAAGAGCACUAUGAUGAAUCUGUAGAUGUCUAUGCUUUUGGAAUGUGUAUGUUGGAAAUGGCUACUUCGGAGUACCCUUAUUCUGAGUGUCAGAAUGCAGCACAAAUAUACCGUAAAGUUACUAGUGGCAUAAAACCAGCAAGUUUCAAUAAAGUCACUGAUCCUGAAGUGAAAGAAAUUAUUGGAGGGUGUAUUCGUCAAAACAAAACUGAAAGGUUGUCUAUCAGGGAUCUACUUAACCACACAUUUUUUGCUGAAGAUACAGGAUUGAGAGUGGAAUUAGCAGAGGAAGAGGAUUGUUUAAAUUCAUCCUUGGCUUUAAGACUCUGGGUUGAAGACCCUAAAAAAUUGAAAGGCAAGAACAAAGACAAUGAAGCUAUUGAAUUCAGUUUUAAUUUAGAAAUAGAUACACCUGAGGAAGUAGCUUAUGAAAUGGUCAAGUCUGGUUUCUUCCAUGAAAGCGAUUCUAAAGCUGUUGCUAAGUCCAUUAGAGACCGUGUGACCCUGAUAAAGAAGACAAAGGAGAAGAAGCCAGCUGGCUGUUUGGAAGAACACACGUAUUCCCAGUGCAAGUCUAUAGGGAAGGUGCUCUUUCCGUACCAGAAUACUACUUUACCCUCUGCUUCUGCUCAGCAGACAGGACCUGAAUGUGAAGAAACUGAAGCUGAUCAUCAUGUUCCACAACAGCUUCUACAGAGAAAAUCACAACAGCACUACUCCUCUGUUACAGGUGGAAAUUUGUCAGAGUCAGGAACUGGAUCAGUUAUACAUUCAGAUACUUUUAGUAAGUCCAGUAUAGUCUAUUCUUCUGAUCAGACAAUGGGCUCUCAAGUGGUUUCUAACAUGCUACAAGCUGAAAUAAAUGUUCCAGGACAGAUUUAUCCACCUCCACAGUUAAGAGGAUGUUACCAGCAAAAUUCAGGGUUUCAGAAGCAGCCAAAGCUGCCUCAGCCCCAAAUUUUGCCUUUGGCUCAAGGUCAGUCUACUAUUGUGCCUCCAGUUGUUUCACAACCCCAGAUUUCCCCAAUAACUCUCCAGAAGUUGUCACAGAUAAAGCCCAUACCCCAGCCAGCUGAACAACAAUCAAUUUGUCUAAAAUCAGACGUAGUUCGUAGCUUGAAUCAUGAUGUACUAGCUAUGAAGGAAAACACCAAUAGCCCUGAUAAUCCAGGUGGAAAUGGCAAGCAAGAUAGGAGUAAACAGAGAAGAGCUUCCUGUCCCCGACCAGAGAAGGGAACUAAAUUCCAGCUAAUUGUUCUUCAGGUGUCAACUUCUGGAGACAACAUGGUGGAGUGUCAGCUGGAGACACACAACAACAAAAUGGUCACUUUCAAGUUUGAUGUUGAUGGUGAUGCACCAGAAGAUAUUGCAGACUAUAUGGUUGAAGAUAACUUUGUACUAGAAAUCGAGAAAGAAAAAUUUGUAGAAGAAUUGAGGGCUAUAGUAGGUCAAGCUCAAGAGAUGCUUCAUGUCCAUUCUGAUGCAGAAAGAUCCACUGGAGUUGACUCUACUACGGUGGAAGCCAACAGUAACCAAACAGGAUCAUCUGAACAACUACAGAUAAAUUCUGCAUCCAAUCACACCAGCAGUGAGUCUGUUCCUCAGUCAUCCCCAGUUGGCCGGUGGCGUUUCUGUAUUAACCAAACAAUAAGAAAUCGUGAGGCUCAAUCUCCUCCUCUUCACUGUUCUCUGUCUACAGUUCCAGCACCAAAUCCACUUUCUAGUCCAAGAAAUACAAAUAAUACGAAAAUGUCACAGGAUGCACUAAUCACUAUAGAAAAUAAUCCAUGCCAACAUACACUUUUCACCUUCAGAUCAGAAUCCAAGUACUUAAUUGAUGGUGAGAUUUCUGAAUAUGCAAGUGUAGAAACUGAGCAGCCAAUGACCCUUUAUCAAGUGGAAGAUGACAGGCAGUUAAUUACACUAGUAUCUAGUAGUUCCACUUAUACUACUACUUCAGUUUGUGCUGUUGCACUUGAAUGUGAGGGAUUCACAAACCAAGAAUGCUCAUUCCUACCUGUGUAUCCAUAUUGUCAAGCUGCCAAUCAGGCUAAUGUACUCACGGGCCAUCCUGAAGAAUCAACUCAGGUUGCUGGUAGCUCUCUUACAACUCUGGCAUUUAUGUCUGAUCAAAAGCUUCAAUCUUCGCCGGUGCAGCAGCCAACUAUGGAUGCAGAAUUUAUUUCCCAAGAAGGAGAAAUCAGAGUUAACACUGAAGAAACUUAUCCUAAGACAGUCAUUACCACUCAAACCCCAGGCCUUGAACGAACUAUCCUUCCACUCACGACUGUCAUGGAAUCAGAUGGAGAAAGACCUCCAAAAUUGGAAUUUUCAGACAACCGAAUUAAAACUCUUGAUGAAAAAUUAAGAAACUUGCUCUAUCAGGAAAAUAAUUUAUCUAGCAUCUAUCCUGAAAGUCAGAAGGAUACCCAAAGUACAGACUCUCCAUUUUCUUCCUCUACUGAAGAUGCACUCUCCUGUUCAGUGGCAGAGAUCAUACCUAUAAGUCACUGUGGAAUUCAAGAUAGUCCUGCACAGUCCCCUACUUUUCAGGAGACAGGCUGUAAGAUUCUGUCCAAUGUGGCUGUGAAUCAGCCUGCUAAUAUAUCACUGUUCAAAAGGGAACUGAAUGUGAUAACUCCUCUACCAAGUGAAUUGUGUAUGCAUGAGAUAUCCCCAGAUGCUUCACUUCCAGGAGAUCCAAAGACCUGUCCUGCUGCUGUGUCAAGUGGUGGAGCCAUUCAUCUGCAUACAGGAGUGGAAACAGAAGAUAUAAGAUCCACAGUUGCUCCUGAUCCCAUUCCUUUGACACAAGAAUCCAUAACUGAUACUAGGGUUUUGAGUGGAUGUAAAGCUAUGAAUGGAUCAUUUCAACAGGGACGGCUCCAGGUUAUUACAGUUCCUCAGCAGCACUCAGUGAAGGUGACAUCUUUUGGAAUAGAGCACAUACCAACUCUCAAUCAAAUGACAAAUCAUUCUAAUGAAGACACUCUCAUCUUUACUGAAGCAGCAAAGUCUCAGUUCAUAGAACUGGAACCUGACAUGCACAAUCCACAAACUUCAUUUUCUCCUCAGAAGUUACAAGUUUUUCUUGAAACUACUAAAGAAGAUAAAGGCAUUCCCAAACGAGGUGACAACAUUUUAUCUUUCAGCACAAUUUGCGAGACAGUUAUAUCUUCUGUAAUGCCAGAAAAGGAAUUGGAAGAAACUUCAGGCACAGAAAAUAGUAUCCAAUCUGGAUCUGAACUGUUACUUAAAGAGAAAGAGACACUGAUUAUUGGGAAACAACCCAGCUCUGAUAGUGAAGUUUCAGCUUCUCUUGCUGGCUGUGAAAAGUCAGUGGCAAAGACUGGUUCAGAAAGGAAUCAGUGCCAUGAAGAACAGACCUACAUUCAAACACAGAGUUCCCUCUUCUAUUCACCAUCUUCCCCAAUGAGCAGUGAUAAUGAGUCAGAAAUAGAGGAUGAGGACUUAAAGGUGGAACUUCAAAGAUUACGAGAAAAACACAUUCAAGAGGUAGUAAAUCUUCAAACCCAGCAGAAUAAAGAGCUGCAGGAGCUCUAUGAACGCCUUCGGUCAGUUAGAGAUAGCAAAGCGCAAUCAUCAGAGAUACUUCUUCUACCUGCAUCACCACGUCGACCAAGAUCUUUCAAAACCAAACUUCGAAGUCGCCCUCAGUCCUUGAUACAUGUGGAUAAUAACAUAGCUGGCACAGAUCCACUGCACUUGGAGAAUAAUGCACUAUCAUGCCAGCAAUCUUCAGCUAGUAAAAAAGGGAUGUUCACAGAUGACUUACACAAGCUGGUAGAUGACUGGACUAAGGAGACAAUAGGAAAUUCUCUUAUUAAGCCAAGUUUAAACCAACUUAAAAAGAGUCAACAAAAAUUAGAAACAGACAACCGGAACAAAAUACAUGAAAAUACUUCAUCAACAUGGAUUUCGUCUCUGUCCCAAAUCCGUGGAGCUGUUCCAACUUCCUUACCACAAGGACUCUCACUCCCUUCAUUUCCUGGGCCAUUAUCAUCAUAUGGAAUGCCCCAUGUUUGUCAACAUAAUGCUGUUGGGGGGACAGGGUAUCCAGUACAGUGGAUUGGGAUUUCAGGAACAGCACAACAGUCUGUAGCUAUUCCUACCCAACCAGUGGGACAAUUUCAGCCAGGGAUGAAUUUGCAGGCAUUUACAGCUUCACCAGGGCAGAAUCCGGCCACAAUCCCUCCUGGGCCUAAAUGAGUCAGAAUAGAUGGUGAAGUAAAGGGAGAUUUUUUUUUCAGAAUUAUU
Messenger RNA from Echinops telfairi (small Madagascar hedgehog), 5241 nucleotides. It is a transcript of the gene WNK3, whose product is annotated as WNK lysine deficient protein kinase 3. The transcript has 22 exons. Bases 1 to 5193 code for a protein of 1730 amino acids. Gene Ontology annotation, biological process: intracellular signal transduction; negative regulation of sodium ion transport; protein phosphorylation. Gene Ontology annotation, cellular component: cytoplasm; cytosol. The record is from RefSeq and is a predicted model, not a curated record. Gene Ontology annotation, molecular function: chloride channel inhibitor activity; protein serine/threonine kinase activity; ATP binding. NCBI's taxonomy places the organism in Eukaryota, Metazoa, Chordata, Mammalia, Afrosoricida, Tenrecidae.